Pistacia vera is the source of this 453-nucleotide messenger RNA. Its product is annotated as histidine-rich glycoprotein-like. NCBI's taxonomy places the organism in Eukaryota, Viridiplantae, Streptophyta, Magnoliopsida, Sapindales, Anacardiaceae. The transcript has a single exon. Bases 1 to 453 code for a protein of 150 amino acids. The record is from RefSeq and is a predicted model, not a curated record.
AUGUCCCACGACGGACAAAUUGUUGUUUAUCAUCAUCAGUCACCUCAGGGCGAGGGACCCCAGGAUCAUCAGUCACCUAGCAGUGAGGGACACCAGGGCGAGCAUGGACAUCAUGGGUGUGGUGGACGAUUCCGCAGACAUGGGCUUGGUCAUCGAGGAGGGCAUGGCCGUCGUCACAGAGGCAGACACUGCGGAAAGCAACUCAUGGGAAUGGUACAGUCACAUCGCCACCACCAUGGACAUGGGAAAAAACUCAUUGGAAUAAUUAUGUCUCAUGGACAUCAUCACCAUGGUGGACACGGUCACUUUGGAGGGCAUGGCCACCGUGGCGGACAUCUUGGCGGCCUUUUCCACCAUGGGCAUGGAGGACCAGGAGGUGCUCAUUUCGAAAUGCAUGGUCAUACUCAUGGUGGAGGACAUCAUCACCAUCGCCAUCGUCAUCAUCCACAUUAG